Triticum urartu is the source of this 1359-nucleotide messenger RNA. The record is from RefSeq and is a predicted model, not a curated record. Lineage: Eukaryota; Viridiplantae; Streptophyta; Magnoliopsida; Poales; Poaceae.
CGGGGACCCGAUGUUCCUGGAGCCAUACUGGAUGCGGCACGCGGAGGCCAGCGCCGUGGUGGUCUCCGGGUGGCACCGCAUGAGCUACAGAGCCACCGACGGUCUCUUCCAGUCCGUCGAGCUCGAGCGCUGCAUCAGGCGGCUGCACAGGGCCGUCGGCAACGCCGUCGCCGACGACAAGCAAAUCGUCUUCGCCACCGGCUCCAUGCAGCUGAUCAACGCGCUGGUGUACGCCCUGUCCCCAGACAGCAACUCCGGCUCGACGGCCAACGUGGUCGCCACCACGCCGUACUACCCGGCUUACAGAACGCAGAUCGUGUUGUUCGACAGCCGGGAGUACAAAUGGGCCGGGAACACCUCCAUGUGGGCGAAAGCGUCGGGGAACUCCACCACCAAGGAGGACGUCAUCGAGUUCGUGACGUCGCCGAACAACCCCGACGCCCUGCUCCACCAGCCCGUCGUCGUCGGCUCGUCGGCGAUCCUCGACCACGCCUACUUCUGGCCGCACUUCACGCACAUCCCCGCGCCCUCCGACGCGGACGUCAUGCUCUUCACCACCUCCAAGCUCUCCGGCCAUGCCAGCAGUCGAUUCGGGUGGGCGCUGAUAAGGGACGAGAAGGUGGCCAAGAGGGUCAAUGACUACAUUAUGCAGAACACCAUGGGCGCGUCCCGCGACACCCAGCUCCGGAUGCUUGCCAUCUUCAAGACCAUACUGGCCAACCUGCACGGCAAGGAGGACAUCUUCGCCUUCGGGCACGACGUGAUGACGGCCAAAUGGCGCAAGCUUAGCGCCGUCGUGUCGCGCUCCCGCCGGAUCUCGCUGCAGAACAUCCCUCCCCAGUACUGCACCUACUUCGACAAGAUCAGGGAGCCAUCCCCAGCUUAUGCGUGGGUCAAGUGUGAGAGGGAGGAAGACAGUGACUGCUCCGACGUGCUGCUCAAGGCCAAGAUAAUCACACGGUCCGGCGUCUGGAACGACGCCAGCAGCCGGUACACGAGGAUAAGCCUCAUCAAGUCCCAGGACGACUUCGACCUGCUCCUCGAGAGGAUCACAGAAUUUGUCGAUGCCGAGCUCACCGCUGCUGGUUCCAACUCCAUGUGAUGCCCCAUGUUAAUAUACAGAAACGGGUCAAGGAAAUGUGAGUACACAGAAGGUAUGUAUUUGGUUAGGACGGGUACCAAAAGUGCGACGUCCAGAUGUCAGCUACGUGUUGGUUGUGUCCCAGACUCCCGGGCUAGGUGAUGAUCGAGGAGCACGCGUUGUGAAUGGACACUGAACAUUACUCGAAUGAUCAGCUAUGCGUUGAUUGUUCUCACUGUGUGUUACUUAUUAGAUAAGAAAAAUGUUUCCAUGCUGUA